Messenger RNA from Durusdinium trenchii, 1338 nucleotides. The record is from the annotation of a GenBank genome assembly. Lineage: Eukaryota; Dinophyceae; Suessiales; Symbiodiniaceae.
AGUGGUGUUGGCGUUGUUGGAGACAAGAUGCUCUCACCCGCAUGGUUCAUCGAGAAUGAACAAAAUAUUUCUACUCCUGGUGUGCGAACCAAAAAGUAUUGGCCUGAUUUGGAAGGGUCAACGGACAUUGUGUUCCUUCCUUUCAAGUUUGCUCGGCGACCUGGGUAUCUUGUUCGAAUGGUGCUGGUACCCUCUUGGCUGUUUCUGAUUGUGAGCUACACCGGCUUCUUUAUUGAUCCAAAAUCAGCUCCUGCUCGUGCAGCGGUGGCCCUACUUCCAGUUCUCAUCAUGCGAACUCUGCAAGGUUUUGUGUUCUCCAAGCUCCCACAGGUCGCAACCUGCGUGUGGCUUACAGACUACUUGCUGGGCUCUAUGAUUAUGUGUUGCUAUGCGGCUGUGCACUUGGCCAUCGUUCAGCUUCUCUUGGGCUCAGAAGAGAAAGCAGCGGAGAAUUUGCAACGCCUAAAGAAAGUCGAGAAGACCGCUCGAAAUCUGAUCGAAGAGUCGCGUGAAAAGAAAACUUUUGUGGCCACUUUGCUCAACGACUACGCGCCAGAGGUGAAGAACACUGAUGGGCAGACAACGCUAGUUUCAUAUUUGGCCAAGAAGCAUGGUGAGACAGCGACAAAGUCAGAACGCUUGGGCCAGAGGACAUACCGUUCUUACAGUGAGUUGAUGAUGUCCACUCCGAACACGAAAGAGGCGGGCUCUGAUCCAAAGGAUGACGAUGCCCUUCCAUUGCUUGAGAUAUCUUCUGACGCAUCAAGCCCACGGGGCAAAAUACGAACGACGUCUGUAGAACAUUUUGAUGCACACUUCGCCCUCAACGUGCGGCGUAAUGCUUUGCAUUCACCUAUUGAGCAAAGGCAGACGACGGAAGGUGAUUUGGCCGUCAUCCGCUACUUGCUAAGCCUUUGGCAGCGUGAAGUCCCACAAAGCGACCCAACAGCCACACCAGAGAUGCUUCGAAGGGUCAUGACCAGCUUCAACAUCUAUAUGACAACAUCAGAAACUGCGAACAUCAUGUGCACAUUCCUUCGGGAUAAAGGAUUUGACACUUUGGAAGAUGUCGGCCAGGUGCGGAUGAUAUUUUCGCUAUUUAUGGAGCUCCUUUUAGAUAUCGAGAAGUACGAGAUUGCAGCGAAACCGGAGUGGUAUAGGGUGCCACUUUCCAAGGCAAUUCCUGGGUCGCGGAGGCUGGAUGUGACAAUGCAGAUCCUUUACCCUGUUUUGGUUGUCCUACAUGCUGUGAUCUCAUUUGCCCUCAUUUGUGUCUACCCUGAGAAUCCUGACAUGGGAUUGGUGGCCGAUAUGAAUAGCGUCAUGCGCUGGCAAUAA